UGAGGAACAUGAUAAAACAACUAAAAUGACUAUUAAAAUUGACUGAAACCAAUGCGAGCAUGUUACUAGGACAGGUUAGGCAAGUAAUAUUGUGUUAUAUUUUACUGGUAUGUUUGCCUGACACAAACACACAACCUUGUGCUCUAAAUAGUUUGUACGUAAGUGACUAGUUCUGUGAUUACAUUUUAUUUAAAGGUUCUUGCCAUACACAUUACUUUUGGAGAAGUAAGAGUUAAUAUCUACUGGCACAGAUGGUGGAACGGUGUAAUCCUCUUUCACAGGAGUCACUCUUCCCUGCAUGGGGGUCUGCAUGUAUCUGAUAAUUAGCCUAAUGGAAUGAAUGGAGACAGAGUGAAGAGAACAACAUACAGAUGUGUCAUCCCUGUAGUGGGUCUCUAUGGCUGCUGAGUGACACACCACCAUGCAGGAUUGGAUACUGUUUCAUACUUACCGACAUUUUCAGUGUUACAGUGCCUGCUGAACUAGCUUCCUGGAAUCCCUAAUAGCACCAGAGUUUGGAUGUUUUUGGCACAGACCGUUGCAACAAUGAAUCCAUCACUGAAGGUGUCAAGCAGCUAGGAAGAAUGCAGUGUGCAGGCUUCUCCAAUGCAUGCUCCCAGAUUAGGAAUGAUUCCUUGUCUCGUUUCUCCAAUGUGACCACUGCCACCCCAGCCAAGAGAAUCACUUUCUACAAGAGUGGAGACACCCAGUUCAGUGGUAUCAGGAUGCCUAUUCAUAAGCGAAGCUUCAAGUGCUUUGAUGCUUUGCUGGAUGACCUUUCGCAGAAAAUGCCUUUGCCAUUUGGCGUACGGACGAUCACUACACCCAAAGGAACUCGUGCUAUUCAGAGUCUGGAGCAAUUACAGGAUGGGGCCUGCUACCUGUGCUCUGAUCGCCACUCUGUUAAGCCAAUCGAUAUGGAGGCUGCAGGGAAACGGCCUGCUGUAUGGCACCACAGCUACCCACUUAACACACGGAGAAAGCCUUCCCGACCUGACGACCCACCUACGGGACAUUCUGGCCAUCACUACCUUCGACAACCAAAGAGGAUUGUCCUGGUGAAAAACAAUGAUCCUGCAGUGAGAAGGUCCAUCAUCUUGAGCAGAAAGAGGGCUCGCAGCCUUCGUGUCUUUAUGGAUGAGAUUUCAGAACUCAUGCAGUGCAAUGUCAGGAAGCUAUACACCUUGGAAGGACGGAAGAUUGACAGUAUGCAGAGCCUGAUGCAAUGUCCCAGUGUGCUGGUGUGUGUGGGCCGAGAGCCCUUCAAGGCCCUACUUCUGGAGAAUCUGAGAAAGAACUCAGAGGAGAAGUUGCCUGGGAUAGGUGCAAGGUCGCACUCCAGCAUCUACACUGAGGGCCACGACAGCAAGAAAAAUGUGAACUUUGGACUUGAGACCAAGAAAAGUAUCAUCCAUCCAAGGUCAGAUUCAAGUAACAAAUCUACAAGGUUCUCCCUAUCAUCAGAAAAAUCUUAUCCAAAUGGAUCAGGCAUGACACCAGGGCAGCCUGGUUGUGUUACAAAGGAAGUCAUAAUGAAUGAUGACGUUGAAAAAAGGGUUCUCAUCAACAAAGAUGGCAGUCUGUCUGUAGAAAUGAAAGUUCGGUUCCGCCUAGUCAAUGAUGAAACUCUUCAGUGGUCCACUGAAAUCAAGAAGUUGCCAACAUCUAGAAAUGAGUGUAUUUCUUUACAAGAAGAUGACCCUCAUUGUCUUCAAGGCACGGUUGUAUACUCAGAACCAGAGUCCAACACUGAAUGUGAGGCUGAGGACGCCUGUUCACCAAAAUGUCAUCAAAUGGACGUGGAAUCUUACUGUCAAAGUUGCUGCAACCAUAGUCAAGGGUAUGACAUUUGGAAAAACCCCUUACACAAGGAUGAUGAAACCAGUGGAACCAGGAGUUCCUCAAAUUCUGUUGCAUCAUCCGACAAAAUUAUGCACCAAAAGGAAUCUGUGGACAGUGUGUAUACAAUUUCCAGGUCCAGUGAGGAAUAUACUGAACAUGUGGUAGAGAAGGCAUCUUGCUUCCGACAGACUACUGAGGAGGGGGACACAAGGAUUGAAUAUUGUUCAAUAAGUCGUUGUUGCAGUCAGAGUGAGGUAUCAACCAGCACCACAAAGUGUAAUAUACCCACUGACACAUGUGAGAGUAAUACUGGGAAAAUAUGUCACCAUAAUGAUAAUAGAAAAACAGAUUAUGCAGAAUUUGAUCAUUUGAGCAAAGUCACAAAAAUAGCAGAAAAUUUGAUUUCUGCUACCAGAAAUUCAUCCAUCUUCCAGUCAUUCAAAAAGGAUGAGGACGAUGAUUAUGAUGAUCUUUCCCCAAGCAUAUCAAGAGCAUCUCAAUGGUGUUCUGAACAGGAUAAGAAAUUUACAUGUGUACACUGCUAUGGCAGUCAACAGUCACAGAAUUUACAUUCAUCCUCCAUACCACCUAAAGCCUCAAGCUGCUCUGCUGAUGCAUUAAAAUCCAAAAUGUACAAAAGCAUGUAUGCAGCACCAGAAGUGCCCCAGGAGGGUCAUGCAGACACUGAUAGUACAGACAGUGCCAGAUCUUCAGUUUCAAAAGUGUCCUCAAAGUCUCAAUGCUGCUGCUGCUGCAGCCAAUGCAGAGAAGCAACAACAAGCUUGGUGGAAUCUGAAAUGAAGAGUGGUUUAAAGGAAAGGGUUCAGAAUUCAAUGUCUGAUGAAAGCAAAAUGUCUAAUAAAUCUCGAGCCAGUACAAAUUCCUCAAGGAUGGUGAUAUCAGACAGUGGUGCUCAGAAAACAUGCAAGGAGGAAACAAAGAGUGGGAAUAGAUCUAUAAGUGCCAUGUCAACAAACACAUGUUUCUCAGUAAAGUCCACAGUAUGCCCUUGUUGUGGUGGAUGUGGAAGAUUAAUAUCAACAAUACCAGCAAAUGUUCAUGAUACACCAGUUCAAGUAGCUGAGGAAGAUGGUGAGGUUAUGUCACUUGGUCAGAGGUCAUCUAAGUCACCCGAGUCUGAGAGAUCUAACAAAUGUACCCAUUGUGCACCACAAAGACAUUCUGCUAGUUCAAACAUACUUGAGAAUAUUGAACCUGUUCAAAAUAAUAUAGCAGAGGUAGAGAUCAGGCAUGCUUGCUCCCAAAGUGCAUUGUUUGAUUUAUCAAAUUGUUCCGCUGCUUCAAAACAAUCCAAUAUAUCAAUCCAGCCUGCAUGUGGGAGGUCAUCUAUUGCAAAGAUGAUUUCUGAAAAUGAUAGAGUGGAGGAGGUAGAAGGAAGAAGCAAAAGUGCCAUGUCAGUGAAAUCAGUUGGAUCUGCAAAGACAAACAAUGACAUUCCAGAUAAACUAAGAACAUUUGGACUAGAAAAUCAAAUUGCUGAGGAAAUUGGGAAUUUGUGUAUGGCCCAGGAAAAUAUAACAGAAACAGAGGAUGUAACACACGAUUCUGACAUGGACACUACAGAAAGAGUCCCUAGUGCAAUGUCAACUAAAACACACUCUUCUAAAGAUUCUGACAAGUCCCACAAUUCAAACAACAUUCAAGACACUGCAACAGCCUCACCACCGGUUUCUACAAGCCCUAUUACAUACACUACUCAUGAAAAAAUACAUUCAGAUAGGUCAACAAUUGCACUGUCCAAGAGUGCCAAAGUUUCAGUGAAAUCAAAUGCAUGCUCACAGAGAGAUUUAGAGUCAGUGUUGAAUCCCACUGAUAUGUCUGAGGGGCAGGAAACUAGACAAACAAGAGAUGAUGCAAAGUGUAGUGCACGGAAUUCCUUACCAGUGUCACCAAUUACGCUUGAAAAUAAUAAUCAGGCGUUAAGUGUAAAAUCUGUUUAUUCUAAAGCAUCUUCAAAAUCGACCAGAUCUAACAAACAUCACUGCUCUUCAAGCAGAUGUGUUCAAAGAGUAGCAAAUAGUCCCUUGGGAAAAUCCAAAUCUCCAGCUUCACAUGGCCUGCUAGAUGAACCAUUAAGUCCAACCUCAACAGCUUCUGUCUCUCUUGGACUUGGUGAAGAAGAGAGGUCUGAGGACCUCAAUGAACGAUCCAUGAGCAACAUAUCACAAAUCCUUGAUGAGCCUAGAUGCUCGUCAGAGAAAUAUACCUCUGAACCCUCUGCAUUAGAUCAUGCUAUUAACAAUUCAUCAAUAACAGAAACCAGAGAGAGGGUCAAAACAGCUGUGUCUACAAGCACUACAGUUUCAGAUAAACCAAAAUUGUCUAAUUUUAUGAAAGACUCAUGCAAUAAUCCUGAAGUUAUCUCGGGAGCUGAAUAUGAAAGCAUAUCAACCAAAUCAAAGACAGAAAGCAAGAUAGAGGUCCAGCUUUUACAGAAUGAUGGCGAUCAUAGAGUGCCAUCUGUGUUGUCAGAGUCAUCAGAGAAAUCACAACAGAACUCACCUAGUAAAAACACUUCAACCAUAAAAAGGUAUACACAUGAUACUCAAGCAAUCAAUAAAAUUACAGAUAAGGGUGAAACAAACAAAGCUUUAACCACAUCUGGUUCUUCAAUAUCUAGUCAAAAUAAAAUAACCUCGGGGAAGGCUACCGCCCACGGAGCUACAUCUAAGGAUCAAUGCACAGCAAAGAGCAAGGAAAGAUCCUCCUCAAACUUGGAAAUAAAAGAAGGCAGGAAAACUGAUGCCACUAGUGUGAUUUCUUUAAAAACAUCCAAAUCAGACAAGAAACCUCCACCCAGGGAUAAAUAUGUCACUAAGUCUGAAGUGUCACAAAACUGCGCCAUUUCAGAUUCUAAAGGUGAUAGUGUUUUGUCUCACAGUCCAGAUCUAUUAAGGGAAAAGGAUACUGAUGCAAAACCAGACAGUAGAGGAUCAAGAUCAAACACAUCAGACAAAAACUAUGUCCUUGAAGAGAUGCAGCAAAUUGACAGUGACUGUAAAAAAAACAGCUUUAAACAAAGAAAAAUUAGCACCACAUCACAGAACAAAACUGAGGAUCAUGAUAAAGAACCACUGAUGCCGUCUUGUUUACCUAAUGCAUCUCCUACAGAUGUUGUAAAUGACUGGCUUAAAAACAUACCAAUUGAUGGUCCUAUGUAUGAAAUGGAAGAUGAAUUCAGUGUGCAACAUGACGAAACUCUCCUUCACAUACCUGCUGUGAAAGAUGAAGGAAGUUUUCAAAAUGAAAUAGGAGAACAGUCUGAAAAGCCAAUGAAAAUGAAAGAAUCUAAAGAUAUAGGUGGGACUGAAGGUGCAGAUCCUGUUACAGAAGAUAAAAAUACCAUCUGUGAUGCAAAACUGGCAUUUAAUAAGACAUUUCAAACUAUUGCAGCCAACAGUGAUUGCAAUCAUCUCAGUUCAAAAUUAACAAAUAAUUGUCAGUCCUCGAUACAGGUCAUGAAGGUCCUGUUAAGCCCAAAAUUGGACAGAUGCAAUAGUUUGCCUGAAGUUUCACCAACAUAUGGGAGAAAAUUAAGCACAUCAGCCAAAGGACUACUAGACUGCCUUGCUAAUUUACAAGUGCUUGACCCAGAUCCAAAGAUAUAUGACAAAUACAGUGAAAUAAUAAGCACUCUCCAGUCACUAUGGAUUAACAGGCCUUCUGAAACGGUGCAAGACAAGCAUAAAAUAAAAGUUCAUUCAGCAGAGGAUGAGUUUAACCCUAGGUCUUCAUCAGGGGUAGAUCUAAGCAGCGGUUCCACGGGGUCUGGCAAAGGAAGCAUCAGUGGUGGGCUUGAAAAACCAGAAACAGCACAACCCAGAACAACACUAAUAUCUGAACAGAAGCCCUACCCACAGAUUCAAGGAGAUGCUCUUAUGGGAGGUGGAUGUGACUCUUUAUCACCAGAAAACAUAAAUACUUUGCUUGUCUCAGAUCCUAUAACUCCAGACAUUGCUGAGAGGGUCCGAUGCAGUCCCAAUCAUGAAAAACUAAACAAGGAAGCACAAAAAGAUGAAGGCCUUAAAGGCACAGAUGAUGUCCUUCAGACUAAUGAACAUAUAAAAGAAAUUGAGGAAAUAGCUUCAACAUUCUCCACGACAAACACUGAGAAUAAUGGAAAUGUUAAAUCAGUGGCUAAUAAAGAAACAAAUCCACCAGAAAAUAACAACUCAAGAACACCACCAUCAGAUCAGAAAGGUCAAUUAACUAAGAGAAUUUCACAAGACCCAGAUCCGGUAUGGGUUUUGAGCUUGUUAAAGAAACUGGAAAAGCAAUUUAUGUCUCACUAUGCUAAUGCAGUAGCAGAGUUCAAAGUAAGGUGGGAUUUAAAUGACAAUGAGACACUUGAUAUAAUGAUCAGCGAACUGAAAGAAGAGGUUCAUAAAAGGAUUCAGUCUACUAUAAAUCGAGAGCUCCAGAAAAUCCAAAGUCGAGCUGGUAGAACACCAAGACCUCCAAUAGGCAUGCUUUCUAGAGAUUCUACCGUCCAAACUGAGCAACGGCGAAGACGUCUUAAAGUGAUGCAGAAUAAACGCAACCCUUCAAGAAGUGAAGACAUAAACACUGCUUCAGGUACUGAAUUCAGUGACCAGCGCAGUGAAGAUGAAUACUGUCCAUGUGACACAUGUGUGAAAAAGAAGAUGGCAUCUAGAGCUGUCCAGUGUGCUGAAGCUUUGAGAGUGGCUCCAGUUCUUAAGGAUUUUGAUCUUAGGAAAAUCUUGCAAACAAAGAAGGAUCCCCCUGUUACUAUGCCAGUACAGUCCAAGCUGGAUGAGCCAAAAGAUCAGAUUGAGGGUACUGACAGUAGCAGUGUCCAAGAUAAAAAUAAUUUAGAAGUGGUUAAAGAGGAGGCCAAAGUACAUAUUAUAAAAAGCCAGAUAGUCGAAGAUGAUAUCCUUAUGGAGGAGGAGACUAAGGAUGAAAUCAUAACAGAGCAUGGAAUUCAGGCCUGUGAGAAUCAAGACGAAGACGUAGGGGUAAUAAAUGAUGGAGGAUGGAGGACAGUGAAUAAAGGACCAUCUGAUGAGGAAGAUAAUGGGCAGCCGGCAGAAGCAAAAAUGUUUGAUAAUAAAGUUGAUGGAGCAGAUGAUGGAGAAAGCAAAACAGAGAGGGAAAGACAUGAAGUGGGAGAGGAUUUGGAGGACAGGAGCACAGAUAUGAAGGACGAGGAAGCAAUGAAUAGAGAGGAUGAAGAGGCAGAAGAGGCAACAGAGGGAGCUACAACAGCAGAUGAAGAGAUAGAAAUGGAAAAAGAUCCACCUGAUGAAGUAGCUGCAGAAAGAAAAGAAACAGAAAGCAGUGAAAUUGAAGAGCGAGAAGGGAAUCCAGUGGAGGAAAAAGAAUGGAAUGAUGAAGGAGCUGAAGGUGAGGUGUCUGAAGGGGAAACAAAUAAAGAGAGUGAAACUGGGGUAGCUGAAGAAGAGGAAAGAGAUGAGAUUGUAGAGAAGGCAGAGAUACCAGAAGAGGGUGAGGAAACAGAAAAUAGAACAGGAGAGGAAACACAAUCAGCCAAAGAAGGCAAGACGGGGGAUGAAUCAGGAGAAGCUGAGAAUAGUAAUGCGACAAGUGAUGAGCGAACACAAGAUGAUGCGCCUGCUGCUGCAGCUGAAGCUAAGCCUAGAAAGAAUGAAACAGCUGAAAUAAUAGAAGGUGAAAAAACAGAGGAAGAUGGUACCAUCAAGAGUGAAGCUAAGAUGUCCACUGAAAAUAGUGCAGAUGAAAAUCAGAGCGAAUCUACUGAGGCAGAAAAUGAGGUUGAAAAGGAGUCACAUGAGAGCAAGGGUAAGAGAUAUAUUCAGAAACCAACCAAAAAGAAAGAUAAUUUAUCUGUAGCAGGACAGCUGGUCUCUGAAGAGGAGGAUGGUGACCGGGCAUACAUGGAUGACUGUGGAACUGAUGAAAAGCAUCAAACUGACAUGAGAGCAGAGAGUAUUGAGAACCACGCAGAGGGUCCUGACCAUUGGAGUCAAAUCUCUGGUGACGAUUCUGACUGUAAACUUAUUUCACAGAUAACAAAAACAUCAGUUGAAUCCCAAACAGGAUCACUGGAAUACUCCAAGGAAUUGACAGUGAAAGAAAAGCUACGGGAUAUUCAGAGUUUUAUGGAAAGUUUGAAUGAUCAAGAUUCAUAGUUAUUUAUGGAGUGUAUGGACAAAUUACAAGGACACCUAAGUGUGUCACCUAAGAGAAUAAGACAGUAAGGGCCACUAAACAGAGAAGGUUCCGAGAAAUCCAGGUUAAAGUUGAGGAACUGGAGUUUUAAUCUCUCACAUGACUUUAAUUUAUGCACUUUAUCCUUCUAU
Messenger RNA from Pangasianodon hypophthalmus (striped catfish), 8168 nucleotides. It is a transcript of the gene rp1l1a, whose product is annotated as rp1 like 1a. Bases 585 to 7997 code for a protein of 2470 amino acids. The transcript has 4 exons. The record is from RefSeq and is a predicted model, not a curated record. Gene Ontology annotation, biological process: intracellular signal transduction; retina development in camera-type eye; axoneme assembly. Gene Ontology annotation, cellular component: axoneme. Lineage: Eukaryota; Metazoa; Chordata; Actinopteri; Siluriformes; Pangasiidae.